This is a messenger RNA of Laccaria bicolor S238N-H82, 456 nucleotides long. RefSeq lists its product as uncharacterized. The record is from RefSeq and is a predicted model, not a curated record. The transcript has 3 exons. The coding region runs from base 1 to 456 and encodes 151 amino acids. Lineage: Eukaryota; Fungi; Basidiomycota; Agaricomycetes; Agaricales; Hydnangiaceae.
AUGUUGCUCCAUAGGGUCCAUAUCAAGGAACAGAUGAGGGACGAAAUAGCGAAGCAGGUCAAGGAACAAGUUGAUUCGCAGAUCGUGGAAUACAUCCCUGUGCCUUUGAGACAGCAAGCCGCAGAGGGUAAGAAACAGCUGGAGAAAGUGAGGGCGUCGUUGCACAAUUCCGAGUCGAGGAUCAGCAAUUCAAACGUCGACAUUCUGAACCUGGACGAGGCUCUGGCAACCGUGCUGACGUCUGAAGGUACGAGAAGCGAUUACUUCCCGGCUGACUUGAGGUCACUUUUGUCGUACGACAAUGACGCGACGAAGAAGCUUGUGAAAGAUUAUGGGCUGGUAGAGGCGGAGGAGUCUGAGAUGAAUAUCAAGCGAUUCCUGAUGCACAUAGGUGAGCAGUGGGCAGUCGGGGAAUGUUUUUCGAGACUCACUUAUAAAGGCAAACCAAAGGUGUAA